Messenger RNA from Saccostrea cuccullata (small rock oyster), 574 nucleotides. RefSeq lists its product as uncharacterized. The transcript is spliced from 2 exons. Bases 33 to 497 code for a protein of 154 amino acids. The record is from RefSeq and is a predicted model, not a curated record. NCBI's taxonomy places the organism in Eukaryota, Metazoa, Mollusca, Bivalvia, Ostreida, Ostreidae.
UAUUGUGCUGAUUUUUUUUAACAGAUCGCAGUAUGAGUCCUACACCCUGGAUUAUAACUGGAGUUUGGUUUCUAUCCUUCAUUGUCUGUAGCCAAACAAAUUAUGCAGCUUCCUUCUUUCCAACCUGUGCAACAGCUAACCGAAGAGCCAGUACUAUCAUUCGUGACCGAGCCUUUAAGCAGGGCUAUGAGGAAGAGUUUGACACAUCAAGAUCAGAAGCAAAAAAGUCAGCUCGUGAUGACUAUACGAGACGGGUUUGUCCACAGAGAAUGAAAAAAGAAAUUGGCAAGUGCGACCUUCAACAGGUUAGACCAAAGGCCCUAGAAGAAGCAAAUCAGAUCAAGAUAGAUGCAAUAGCAAAAGCACAGGCUGCAAAAAUUAGAGAUUUGAGAUCAGAGAUUGACUACUGCAGUGCUGUUUCUGCUGCUAACUGUAAUAGUGAACGCCUCUGUUUCGAAAGGAAUGGCAGAUGUAUUCCCAGAUCAUUAGCAAUCUGAAUGUUCACAGUUACUAUGUAAACUGAAAAUCUUUUGCCUCAAUCUUUAUUUCUAUAAAUAAAUGAAACUCCUCUAUU